AUGAGUCUCCUUCCGAAACGAUGGCUGCGGCUCGCGCUGCAACUGACACUAGCCAUUGGCUGUGUGUUGUUUGUGGCCGAGUACUUUGGCAUGAGCCGGGUCGCGCAACAGUCCACGGGGGCCGCGCGGGCUCUGCUCUACAGGUACCACGAGGGCCAGGUGAUCACCGAGGUGUCUGUGAUGCGGUGCCUGCGGGUGUCGACGUGUUCUUUUCCCGAGGGCUGGGAGGUGAUCAACAAGGACCUUCAUCUGGGCGACUCGUGGAAAUACAAAUCGUUUCUCAUGGUGCAGAAGAAGGCCCAGAAGGACCUGCAGAAGGGAGACCAGACCGUUCUGGACAUUGCCUUCAGCGACGGCGACGGCAAGGUGCCUCAGCGGGUGCUGGAUCUGCUCGAUCUGCCCCCUGGAACAGAGAGAUUGCUGCAACUCAAGGCCACGGGCUGGCAGUACCUCCAGGACAACAUGUGGGCCCAAUUCGGCGUCUUCAGUCAGAAAUCCAUCACCGGCCUGACCGUUCUGUACGGCCCUGAUGCGGUGGACCCUCGUCCUGGAUGGACGCUUUCAGACGAGUACAUUUUGGACUCAAAGCAAAAGGGUACACAUAAGGAUCUACGUCCCCGGCUUUCGUUCCAGCGAGAAACGUCCGGGAGCGUCAAGAAGCCGAGUCUGCGGGUCCACGGCUCCAAGUUCAAAAUCAUGCAACUGGCAGACUUGCACUACUCCACCGGCUUUGGCAAGUGUCUGCAACACGUGGCCGCUGAUACCGAUCCCGAGGGCGCUUGCCAGGCGGAUCCUCUGUCUCUACAGCACAUUGAGGCGUUUUUGGACCGCGAAAACCCGGAUAUGGUAGUUCUGACAGGUGAUCAAAUCUAUGGAAGUGCAGCUCCAGACGCAGAAACUGCUCUUCUUAAGGUUUUGGCGCCUCUGAUCCGCCGCAAGGUACCGUGGGCGGCUGUGUUUGGUAACCAUGACCACGAGGAGACUAACAUGAACCGUGCCCAGCAGAUGGCGUUGAUGGAGUCCCUUCCUUACUCUCUAUCUCAAGCUGGCCCGGAGGAUGUGGACGGAGUAGGCAAUUACUGGCUUCAGGUUCUGGCUCCCAAGUCUGACAACCCCGCGGUGACACUCUACUUCCUCGACACCCAUGCCAAACACCCCAACCAGAAACUGUUUCCAGGCUACGAUUGGGUGCGAGAGUCGCAAUUGGAGUGGCUAGAAAAGGAACACAAGCAGCUGCAGCCUCUGCAGAACAAGUACACCCACAUCCACCUGUCAAUGGCCUUCUUUCAUAUUCCUACUACUGAAUACAGAAACGCCCGUGGCAAGAAGAUGAUUGGACAAUGGAAAGAAGGAGCUGCCGCGCCCAAACACAACUCGGGAGUGCGCAAGCUGCUCGAAGAGAUUGGAGUGUCCGUCAUCUCUGUGGGUCACGAUCAUGUCAAUGACUUUUGUAUGUGGGAUGAUGUCACUGCUCACAAGGACGACAUUCCGCCCAUGUGGCUUUGUUACGGAGGAGGACUAGGAGAGGGAGGAUACGGAGGCUAUGGUGGUUACGUGCGACGAAUGCGGGUGUUUGAGAUUGAUACUGAGGCGAAUUCCAUCACCAGCUGGAAGAGAAAGGUAUCUGAUUACGAUGAGACUUUUGAUAGGCAGGUUCUUGUCAGGAACGGAGCUCCGUUCUUGGAAAAACGAACCUAA
Messenger RNA from Yarrowia lipolytica CLIB122, 1698 nucleotides. RefSeq lists its product as uncharacterized. Lineage: Eukaryota; Fungi; Ascomycota; Dipodascomycetes; Dipodascales. The record is from RefSeq and is a predicted model, not a curated record. Gene Ontology annotation, cellular component: cytoplasm. Gene Ontology annotation, molecular function: phosphoprotein phosphatase activity.